GUCUCAAUUGAUUUAUAGUUGAGGAGUUGCAGAAAUCAGGAGGCUACUACUUCUUUUGUCCAAACAAUUUUGGUAGUCAUCAAGGGUAAAUCACAAUCCAUUGAGCACACAACAUAUAUAGGACCGAUUGGUUACAAUUAUUUAGUUUAGGAAACCUUCAACAACACUGGUGCUAGCCGUGGUAAUGGCAUAUGGAAGUCUAUUUAGAUUUCUGUUGCAGCAGAUGAGGAUGCAAGUAUGGGGGUUUCUUUGAGGUGGUACCAUUUUAGCUACCAAUGGAGGACCCAAAUAAAACAUUUUCUGAUGUAGUUAAACUUUUGACAUCAUGGCUGCCGCGUCGCUCCAACCCAGACAAUUUCUCCAGGGACUUCUGGAUGCCUGACCACAGCUGCCGAGUCUGCUAUGAAUGUGACACGCAAUUCACCAUAUUCAACCGCAGGCAUCAUUGUCGUCUCUGUGGGCGAAUUUUCUGUGGUAAGUGUACUGUGAACUCAAUCCCAGUUUCAAGUGGCCCUGACAGACAUGUCGAUGAGGGGGACAGGAUACGUGUCUGCACCUUCUGCUUCAAGCAAUGGGAGCAAGAAAGAGUCACUUCCCUCAAACAGGUGCUGCCGGUGCUCAGCCCUUCCCUGUCUGAGGCGAGUUUGUUCAGUACCAAGUCAACUAUUACCAUCAAUAGUGUUACCACAACGGCUGGAUCUUACUCUACUGGAAAUUAUCAGCAUGUGGGCUGUGUUGCCAGCAGUAGUCAUGACAAGGCCUCCCAUAAUAUGCAAGACACUCAUAUGCCUGAGAAAAUCAUGUCCACUGUUUCAAACAAAGAUGACUCUUCUUCAGUUCAGUUUGGCUUUUACACAAACAGGAGCGAUGAUGAAGAUGAAGAAUACCCUGCUUACUGCUCUGAUCAACAGCAGAAUGGACAAUAUUAUGGCCCAGAUGAGUUCGAUGAGCUUGAUACAUCCUACAAUACAACAAUGUCAACGGUUGAAGAAUCUAUUAUCUCUAAAGAAGUAUCCCCUGAUGUGGUUGAUCAAGGGUUUCCCAGCACACUGCCCGUUGCCAAAUUGGAGAAUGAACAAGAACCUGAUAAUAAUUCUGAAUGUGGAGCUGCUUCGUCCAUUUACGCUCUGGAAAGUAAUGAUACAAAUCCAGUGGAUUUCGAAAAGGAUGAACUUUUCUGGCUUCCUCCUGAACCAGAAGAUGAAGAUGAUGAGAUGGGAGGUGACUUGUUUGAUGACGAUGACGAUGAUGAGUGCAUAGCUGAUGGGGAGCAGUGUCGAAUUCGAUCAUCAAGUAGUUUUGGCAGUGGAGAAUUUCGAAGUAGAGAUCGGUCUGGUGAAGAACAUAAGAAAGUAAUGAAGAAUGUCAUUGAUGGACAUUUCAGGGCUCUGAUUUCUCAGCUGUUGGAGGUGGAGAAUAUUUCGUUGCAUGAAGAUGAUGACAUGGGCUGGUUGGAGAUUGUUACUUCUGUAUCAUGGGAAGCUGCCAACUUCCUCAAGCCAGACACGAGCCAAGGUGGGGGCAUGGAUCCUGGUGGAUAUGUCAAGGUUAAGUGUUUAGCAUGCGGGCACCGCAGUGAAAGUAUUGUUGUAAAAGGAGUGGCCUGUAAGAAGAAUGUCGCACAUAGGCGCAUGACAACUAGAAUAGAAAAGCCUCGUCUCCUACUACUUGCAGGAGCUCUUGAGUACCACCGAGUAACAAAUCAGCUGUCAAGUAUUGAUACAUUGCUUCAGCAGGAAACGGAUCACCUUAAAAUGGCAGUCGCGAAGAUUGUUGCUCAAAAACCUAACUUGCUUUUGGUUGAGAAUUCAGUUUCUCGCUAUGCUCAAGAUUUGCUUCUAGAAAAAAACAUAUCAUUGGUUUUAAAUAUCAAGCAGCCCCUCUUGCAGCGUAUUGCUCGUUGCACAGGUGCUCAGAUAGUUCCUUCUAUUGAUCUCCUACCAUCUCAGAAGCUUGGUUACUGUGAAUUAUUUCAUGUAGAUAAAUAUGAUGAACAUUCUGUUAACUCGGGUAAUGUGGCUAAGAAAAUGGUGAAGACCAUGAUGUUCUUUGAAGGAUGCCCAAAACCAUUGGGUUGCACUGUUCUGCUGAAGGGUGGUAGCAUGGAUGAGCUAAAAAAAAUUAAGCAUGUGGUCCAGUAUGGAAUUUUCGCAGCAUAUCACUUGGCGUUGGAAACAUCUUUCCUUGCAGAUGAAGGUGCCACCCUACCAGAACUUCCGUUGAAAUCCCCAUUGACUGUAGCCUUGCCAGACAAACGAUCUACUGCAGACAAUUCCAUUUCAGCAGUGCCAGGCUUCACAAUUAAUGUUUGUAAAAACGAGCAAACUGAUAGUUUUGAUCACCUUGGCACCAACUACAAUAUGCCAACUGACCCAGGUGAAACAGCUGAGGUUGAAGCACCAGUAUCCAGUGAGUGCCUUACCUCUCAAAAUACCUACUCCUGUUCUUAUGGACCGUUGUGUGCUAACAGUGGCAAUUUCAACCAUGGGAAUGGUGAUGGAAAUGGACUAGUUAAGGUCACUGCAACUUCAGCUUCUGUUUCCAUAUCUUCUACAGCUACAUCCAGUGCGCCCACUGACCAUACUCCUAGAAAUUCUACUGUGGAAAAAAAAGGUAUGCAUUUUGGUGAUUAUCAUGAUGGUUCAACAAGAUCACGUGGUAAAACGAUAGUGAUGGAUUCAGCCAGCACAUUGAGUUGUUAUCGCCACAGCACAGUUGAAGCUUGCACUAAUAUCGCUAGCUCUUAUAUCAAGGAGUCAUUAGAAGGUUCAUAUGCUUUGCCUAAUGUCAAAACCAUCAGCAAGAACAAUGCUGUGAUAGUCCAACCAGUGUCUAGUGCUGCUCCACAAAAUCAAGAGACCAACCAAGGAGAUGGUAGCACAUCAAAUAACGAUGAAGUUGUGGCUUCUGACCAUCAGAGCAUCUUAGUCUCAUUGUCCACACGAUGUGUAUGGAAAGGGACUAUUUGUGAGCGUUCCCAGCUGUUACGCAUCAAGUAUUAUGGUAAUUUUGACAAGCCUCUUGGAAGGUUUUUGCGGGACUACUUGUUCGAUCAGGGAUACCAGUGCCGUUCCUGUGACAAGCCACCUGAAGCCCAUGUCCAUUGUUAUACUCAUCGCCAGGGAAGUCUAACGAUAUCAGUUAGAAAACUUACAGAAAUUGUUUUGUCGGGUGAAAGGGAUGGGAAGAUUUGGAUGUGGCACAGAUGUCUGAAGUGUCCUUGGAGUAAUGGAUUUCCUCCAGCAACUCAAAGGAUUGUCAUGUCUGAUGCUGCCUGGGGUUUAUCACUUGGUAAAUUUUUGGAACUUAGCUUUUCCAACCAUGCAGCUGCAAGUAGGGUGGCCAGUUGCGGUCAUUCUCUCCACAGGGACUGCCUCCGGUUCUAUGGGUUUGGCAAAAUGGUUGCUUGCUUCCGCUAUGCUCCUAUUAGUGUUCAUUCUGUUUAUUUGCCACCUCAUAAACUUGAUUUUGGUCACCAGCCCUUGGAUUGGAUACAAAAAGAAGCAAACGAGGUUAUUGAGCGAGCAAAAUAUCUCUUUGAUAAAGUAUUACAUGCUUUACGCUUGAUAUCUGGCAAAAAGGUUCAAGGCGGUUCUCUUAACAUAGAAUUUAGCUCAUAUAUUGCUGAGCUUGAAAGCAUGCUUCGGAAGGAAAAGUCAGAAUUCGAGGGAUGCCUGAAUAAAGUUUUGAGAAAGGAUAUGCAGAAAGGCCAACCAGACAUCCUUGAGAUCAAUCGGCUGCGAAGACAGUUACUCUUCCAUUCAUACUUGUGGGAUAAAAGGUUGGUGUUUGCUGCAAGAUCAGAUAGAUGUUCUCACGAGUUAUUUAAUUUCAAGCAAGGAGACAAGGAGAAGAUCCAUUCUGCAGAUAGUGUUGCUGAGCUAAAUGCGCUAACAAAGCCUCAAAGUGAAGUUAGUGGGAAUAAGUAUACCAGCAAAGAUUCUAAAUAUGUUGAGUGUCUUCAGGAAAGCAUUUUUGGAGGGAAUCGCACUGGACUUGAUGCAAGUACUAGUACAAAUUCCAGUCAUGACCAGCAAAUGAGUACAAGUGACCUGGAUUCACUCCAAAGAGACAUUAAAACUCCUCUGUACAGUAGUGUCAGUGUAAGUGGUGACUGGCUACCCUUGGAGCCAGAUCUUGUUGCUCGGCGCACCCUUUCAGAAGGCCAGUUUCCUAGUGUAUUGGAUGUGACUAAUGCACUUGAAGCAAAAUGGACCGGUAAAGAUGAUCCUGUUCCUAGCAAGUUAACCAUGCUGGAAUCUACAGCAUCCUCAGAGGAUUCAGAAGAACAUAUGGGUGAUACCACACCUUCAUGCGCCUCUCUAUUGCUGAACAAGCUAGGGGACAGUGCAGCAGAUCAUUCUAAUUGGAUAAGAAUGCCUUUCUUACUAUUUUACCGUUCCCUCAAUAAGCAAUGGAAUCGUUCAAACAGAUUUGAUGCACUCAAUGAAUAUACUCCUGAAUAUGUUCCCUUCUUAAGGGAAGUUGAGCGUCAAAUUGGACCAAAAUUUAUCUUUCCUAUAGGAAUCAGUGACAUUGUUGUUGGAGUUUAUGAUGAUGAACCUACUAGCAUUAUCUCUUAUGCACUGGCCUCCCACGAAUAUCAUCUUCAGAUGUCAGAUGAGCUGGAACGAGAUAAAAUAGACAGUUCACUCCCACUUUGUGAUUCGAGAAGUGCCUCAUUAACUGAAUUGGAUGACUGUACUUCUGAACUUCUGAGAAGUGUUAUCUCGACAGAGGACAACAUCCUCUCUGUGUCAGGAAGCAAGAACCCACUUGCUUCAGAUCCACUUGUACCUAGAAAAGUAAGUCACAUCAAGGUGAAUUUUGGGGAUGAAGGUCCUUUGGGACAGGUGAAGUACACUGUGAUUUGUUACUAUGCGAAACAAUUUGAUGCUCUGAGGAGAAUGUGCUGUCCAUCAGAGCGUGAUUUUAUCAAGUCCCUUAGUCGUUGCAAGAAAUGGGGUGCUCAAGGAGGCAAGAGCAAUGUAUUCUUUGCAAAAUCAAUGGAUGACCGGUUUAUAAUUAAGCAGGUUACCAAAACUGAAUUAGAGUCUUUCAUGAAAUUUGCUCCAGACUACUUCCAAUAUGUAUCAGAGUCGAUUUACACUGGUAGUCCUACUUGCAUUGCAAAAAUUCUAGGCAUUUACCAGGUUAAGAGCCUGAAAGGUGGUAAGGAGAUGAGGAUGGAUGUCCUAGUGAUGGAAAAUCUUUUGUUUGAGCGUAAUGUGACAACAUUGUAUGAUUUAAAGGGUUCUGCAAGAUCAAGAUAUAACCCGGACUCAAAUGGUAGCGAUAAAGUGCUUCUUGAUCAGAACUUAAUUGAAGCGAUGCCUACAUCCCCUAUUUUUGUUGGAAACAAAGCAAAGCGGCUGCUAGAGAGAGCUGUUUGGAAUGACACUUCAUUUCUUGCUUCCAUUGAUGUAAUGGAUUAUUCUUUACUUGUUGGUGUUGAUGAGAAAAGGCAUGAACUUGUAAUGGGAAUUAUAGAUUUCAUGAGGCAAUAUACGUGGGACAAACACCUAGAGACAUGGGUUAAAGCUUCAGGCAUAUUGGGUGGACCGAAAAAUGUGUCACCAACAGUAAUUUCACCAAAGCAGUACAAGAAGCGGUUCAGGAAAGCCAUGUCGGCUUACUUCCUUGUCGUCCCAGAUCAAUGGUCACCUCCAGCAAUCAUCCCCAACCCGCAAGUGGCUGAGAGUGGUCAGGACAGCGACCAGGUUCUCUUGACGGAAUUGUGAGACGUGCAUGCAGAACCUCUAAUGGCAGGGAAGUAUUCAGGGAAUAACUCUUUUUUUGCAAUGUUUAUAGAUUUUGACUUGUUACAAUUUUGUUCAUUCUUUUUUGGGUAGUCGGGUUUAUCUGGCCAUUCUUUUCUAGGUGUCUUUUUCCUUGGGAAGAUCUAUGUAAAAAUUGUUAGCUCAAGUCUUUGAUAGUUGUAGAUAUAAAUCAGCAAGCGUCGUAUAGGAAUGUACAAAUUGACAAUCAUUUCCAUGAACCCUUGUGCAUUGAAUUAUUAUAGCAUGUAGAAAAAUUAGAAGCAGUUCCAUGCUUAAGUGCACCUUAUGUAAAUUUUUGCUUCCUCUUUUUUUCCCCUACAUUUUAUGUGAAGGUAGGCUCUCACAUUCAUUUCUAGGAGAGAUCUGCCAAGGAAAGAAAUCAUGUAUGUAGUGCUUUUGCCAAAUGUAAACUGCUACUCUGAAAAUAGAAAACAAGAGAAAAUUUAUGAUC
Messenger RNA from Setaria italica (foxtail millet), 6231 nucleotides. Its product is annotated as 1-phosphatidylinositol-3-phosphate 5-kinase FAB1B-like. Gene Ontology annotation, biological process: phosphatidylinositol phosphate biosynthetic process. The record is from RefSeq and is a predicted model, not a curated record. Gene Ontology annotation, cellular component: endosome membrane. NCBI's taxonomy places the organism in Eukaryota, Viridiplantae, Streptophyta, Magnoliopsida, Poales, Poaceae. Gene Ontology annotation, molecular function: metal ion binding; ATP binding; 1-phosphatidylinositol-3-phosphate 5-kinase activity.